This is a messenger RNA of Rotaria sordida, 435 nucleotides long. The record is from the annotation of a GenBank genome assembly. Lineage: Eukaryota; Metazoa; Rotifera; Eurotatoria; Philodinida; Philodinidae.
AUGGAAAAAUCAUUGUCAAAUAAUUCUAUGAAUAGAAAACGACAGUCAACAAUCGUACAAAUUGAGUGUAAAAUUUGUGGAGCUCCUGCUAAAUAUUCAUUUUUUGGCGUAGUUUCAUGUAAUACAUGUAAAAUGUUUUUCAAACGAAAUGGUGAACGUGGAAAAGAAACAUUGAAAUGUCUCUAUGAUGGUCAUUGUGAAAUAAAUAUAAAUAAUCGUCAUAUAUGUUCUUAUUGUCGACUGAUCAAAUGUUUAAAUAGUGGAAUGCAAGUUGAGUUGAUUCGAUCUUCGUAUCCAAAAAGAAACAAAACUAAUCGAAAAAAAAUCUUGAUAACCAGUUCACAUCAAACAGCAUCACCAAUUCAGUCUAAAUUAAAUGAGCCUCAACAGGUAACACUAAUUGAUAAUCAUACUUCAAUAUGUGAACACUGUUAG